AUGGCUGCCAAUAAUAAUUGUGAGUAUAUAAACGACAAAUCAAUUCCUGAAGAUCUUCUUUGUCCUAUAUGCACCGAUCCGUUAGAAGAACCUCUCUCGGCCAAUCAAUGUGGACACACAUUCUGUCGUCAAUGUAUUACCGAUACAUUUCAGACAAUGUCUCAAUGUCCAACAUGCCGUCAUACAUUGACACUUGAAGAUUUUAAACCUGUUACGUUACGUCCCUUUCUCAAUCAACUCAAUCAAAUACUUGUAAAAUGUAAAUCCUGUCCUGAAACUAAUAUUCAACGUGGGAAUUUCAAAGAUCAUGCAAUAAAAUGUAUGAAGACAAUUGUAUCAUGUCCAGCAGCUGAUAUCAAGUGUAGUUGGACAGGACAACAUGAAAAAAUGCAAGAUCAUGUUAGUAUAUGCCCAUUAGUUCAAAUUCAACCGAUGAUAACGGAACUCAAUGCAACAGUCAAGCAACAAUCGGAACAAAUACAUUUUCUCUACACAGUACUCGAGAAAAUAUCUACAAAUUACAAAGAAACAUGUAAAGAAUACUAUAAAGCAAAAGGUGCAGCAUACUGUGAUAUAUGCAAGAAAAGAUUUAUAUUUAAUGAACACGAACAUCGUCUACAUUAUUGUCCUGAGACAGACUUUUGCUCCACUUGUGUAAAAAAAUAUUUUUCAUAA
Messenger RNA from Adineta steineri, 675 nucleotides. The record is from the annotation of a GenBank genome assembly. Lineage: Eukaryota; Metazoa; Rotifera; Eurotatoria; Adinetida; Adinetidae.